CAACCUUAUUUACAUAUUUCAUCUCUCCCUCUUUAUUACUCCUCAUUUCUUUAUUUCUUGUAGGGUCUUCUCCUUUCUCUCUUUCUUUUUUCUUUCCUCAAAAGCAUAUUCAAAGAAAAGAGUUAUUUGUUCUCUCUGAGGAAAGUAAAAGGAGAAUGGAAGAACCUGAAAGACUUGCACCAUGCAACAAUAGUAAUGGAAUAAGGAGAAGCUGUGACCCGACCCAUUCACCCGAAUUCGAGUUCUGGAUGACCCGAAACCCAUCAUUUCCUCAACCCAAUCAACUCUCUGCUGAUCAGCUCUUCUCCCAUGGCGUCCUUCUCCCUCUAGACCACCUACAAUGCCCGGGUCCUGAACCUUCCGGGUCGGGUCGACCCGAAACUGAAUCUGGACCCGACCCAUCUGCUUCAAUAGUCAACUCAUCUGGUGAACGUGGUUCUUUUACAUCAUCGAAGCGUUGGAAAGAUAUUUUCAAGAAAACAGAAAAGAAAGAUUGUAAUGAAGAGAAGAAAAAGGAAAAAGAAAAGAGGAAAGAGAAGAAACAUGUUGGUGGGGUUAGUGGAACUGAGCUGAAUAUUAAUAUUUGGCCAUUUUCAAGAAGUAGAUCCGCUGGAAACGGGGCAAGUAGGCCUCGGGUUAUAAGUGGAUCCGGGUUAUCGACCCGAAAAGUGAGUAGUGCUCCAUGUUCACGUAGCAACUCAGCUGGUGAGUCAAAAUCAAGAAAAUGGCCAAGUAGUCCUAGCCGUAGUGGUGGUGUUCAUUUGGGCCGGAGCAGCCCAGUUUGGCAGGUCCGAACCCGAAAUGUUGGAGGCCCACAUAAAAGUAUUGAAGGUCGCAGGAAAGUGACGUCAGCACCUAAAGCUAGAGUAUUGAAUUUGAAUGUCCCUAUGUGUAUUGGUUAUAGGGAUCAGUUAAGUUGUAGAAGUGAUGAAAAUAGUGCUAUUAAUGUAGUUGCUGGUGGCGGCGGAGAUGGUGGUGAUCAGAGUGGUAGCACGGUGGCCGGUGAAGGGGUACGUGGGAGUAAUUUGUUUAGUAUUAAAAGUUUGUUUACCAAGAAAGUUUAUUAAUUUAAUAGACGAGUAAAGUCGAAGUAAUUACACACUUUUUUGAAUAUAGUGGUGUCUGUUGUUAUCCUUCUCUAUAAUUCUCAUAUGUAACUUUUUUGGUAAUGUAAAGUCCUAACUUUUGACGUUUGCAACUCUGCAUUUGUGUAAUAUUUGGGCGUCAGAUUGCUCAACUUACUAUUACUGUUAUUGGUCAUA
Molecule: messenger RNA, 1262 nt
Organism: Lycium ferocissimum
Lineage: Eukaryota; Viridiplantae; Streptophyta; Magnoliopsida; Solanales; Solanaceae
Exons: 1
Coding region: 156-1067 (303 amino acids)
Source: RefSeq, a predicted model, not a curated record